Cariama cristata (Red-legged seriema) is the source of this 1272-nucleotide messenger RNA. RefSeq names its product adrenoceptor beta 2, surface (gene ADRB2). Gene Ontology annotation, cellular component: membrane. Gene Ontology annotation, biological process: norepinephrine-epinephrine-mediated vasodilation involved in regulation of systemic arterial blood pressure; adenylate cyclase-activating adrenergic receptor signaling pathway; negative regulation of smooth muscle contraction. The record is from RefSeq and is a predicted model, not a curated record. Gene Ontology annotation, molecular function: norepinephrine binding; beta2-adrenergic receptor activity. The coding region runs from base 1 to 1086 and encodes 361 amino acids. NCBI's taxonomy places the organism in Eukaryota, Metazoa, Chordata, Aves, Cariamiformes, Cariamidae. The transcript has a single exon.
AUGUCGGUGAUUGUGCUGGCUAUCGUCUUCGGCAACGUGCUGGUGAUCACUGCCAUCGCCCGGUUCCAGCGCCUGCAGACUGUCACCAACUACUUCAUCACCUCGCUGGCCUGCGCUGACCUGGUGAUGGGACUGGCCGUGGUGCCCUUCGGCGCCAGCCACAUCAUCAUGGAGAUGUGGAAGUUUGGGAACUUCUGGUGUGAGUUCUGGACCUCCUUGGACGUGCUCUGCGUCACGGCCAGCAUUGAGACCCUCUGCGUCAUUGCAGUGGACCGGUACUUCGCCAUCACCUCCCCUUUCAAGUACCAGAGCCUGCUGACCAAGAGCAAGGCACGCGUGGUCAUCCUCGUGGUGUGGGUGGUCUCAGCCCUCACCUCCUUCUUGCCCAUCCAAAUGCACUGGUACCGGGCAGACCGCGAUGAGGCCAUCCUGUGCUACGAGAAGGACACGUGUUGCGACUUCUUCACCAACCAAGCCUAUGCCAUUGCCUCCUCCAUCAUCUCCUUCUACCUGCCGCUCGUGGUCAUGGUAUUCGUGUAUGCCAGGGUCUUCCAGGUGGCCAAGAAGCAGUUGCAGAAGAUAGACAAGAGCGAGGGGAGGUUUCACACCCAGAACAAGGAGCAGGAGCAGAAAGGGGGAGCUGGGCACCGCCGUUCCUCCAAGUUCUUCUUGAAGGAGCACAAGGCCCUCAAGACCCUGGGCAUCAUCAUGGGCACCUUCACGCUGUGCUGGCUGCCCUUCUUCAUCGUCAACAUCGUGCACGUCAUCCAGGACGACAUCAUACCCAAGUACGUGUAUAUCCUCUUGAACUGGCUGGGCUAUGUCAACUCUGCCUUCAACCCUUUGAUCUACUGCCGGAGCCCGGACUUCAGGUAUGCCUUUCAGGAGCUCCUGUGCCUCCGCAGGUCGGCCCUGAAGAUGUAUGCCAACGGCUACUCAAACAGCAACGGCAAGAGCGACUACAACGAGGAGGACAACGGCUACCCCCUGGCAUCGGAUAAAACCUGCGACUUGCUCUGCGAAGAGGGUUCCUUCCCUCACCCCGAGGACUUUUUGCGCUGCAAAGGUACCGUGCCGAGCGGGUAGCUUCGAGGGGCGGUGGGCUCUGGCGUGGCACACAUCGCUCGGAAAGAGGAGCCUUUCUCUCCAAGGAAAAACAAAAGCGCCCUUAAUUGUAAUAGUAAUGAGCGCACCUGACAUCUAAUGGCUGCAGGAAACCCAAAACUCAACAAAACUUCUGCAGACAGGUGGGGGGCUGCCCCGGGCAGGGUC